UUCUUAUUUUUAUAUACUUAUUUAUAUAUAUAUAUCUUCUUCUUAUGAGCGUAGACAAACACAAUCUCUCUUUCUCUUACACAUAAGCAUUCAGAAAGACCAAUUUUAAUGCAGAACUCUCUGCAUUAGUCACAUUGCUUAUAUCAUCAUCAUCAUCAUUAUCUUUUUCAAAUUUCUUUUCUGAAUUUUGAUUCUUUUUUGAGCAUUCCUCGGUGAUACAUGUAAUUGGAGAUUUAUAUAUAUACUUGUAUCAAGAAGAAAGAAACUAUAUAUAUAUAUAUUAGUAUUACCCUAUAUACCAUGGCUGAGACUGCAGCUAAAGAGCGUUCUUUAGAGGAGACGCCGACAUGGGCUGUUGCUAUUGUUUGCCUUGUCAUGAUUGUUAUUUCAGUCCUGAUUGAGCAUGCAAUUCAUAUGAUAGAAAAGUGGUUUAAGAAGAUUCAUAAACCAGCUCUAGCAGAAGCACUUGAAAAGAUUAAAGCAGAGCUGAUGCUUAUGGGAUUUAUAUCCUUGCUUCUGACAGCACUACAAGGUCCUAUAUCUGAAAUUUGCAUUUCAGAAAGUGUUGCAUCUACUUGGCAUCCUUGCAAUAAGCAGCAAGAGGAGACUAAGGCAGCAGCAGAAGAAAUAAAUGCUAGCAAAAAUCGUCGAAGGCUUCUACGGUUCCUGGAUGGCAGUGCUGGUGAAAGUACUAGACGUUUUUUAGCAGCUAAAUCUGGUGCUGAUAAUUGUCCAAGUGGUAAAGUUCCCUUUGUAUCAGCAUAUGGGAUUGAUCAGUUGCACUACUUCAUCUUUGUAUUAGCAGUUGUUCAUAUUCUCUACUGUAUAAUUACAUAUAUUUUAGGCAGUAUCAAGAUGAGAAAGUGGAAGGCUUGGGAGGAUGAGACAAAAACAAUUGAAUACCAAUACCAUAAUGAUCCAGAGAGGUUUAGAUUCGCAAGGGAUACAUCGUUCGGGCGGAGACAUAUGAACUUAUGGAGUAGGUCACCAGUUUUCGUAUGGAUUGUGUGCUUCUUCAGACAGUUCUUUGGAUCAGUUACUAAGGUUGAUUACUUGACAUUAAGGCAUGGAUUUAUCACGGCACAUUUGGCUCCUGGAAGUGAAACAAAAUUUGAUUUCCAAAAAUACAUUAAAAGAUCACUCGAGGACGACUUUAAAGUUGUGGUGGGGAUCACUCCAACUAUAUGGUUUGUUGCCUGUCUGUUGCUGCUGACCAGUACACAUGGUUGGUAUGCUUAUCUAUGGCUGCCGUUUAUCCCCCUAAUUAUAAUCCUAGUAAUAGGGGCUAAGCUACAAGUGAUCAUUACUCGAAUGGGCCUAAGGAUUCAAGAAAGAGGAGAUGUUGUUAAGGGUGCUCCAGUUGUCGAACCAGGCGAUGAUCUCUUCUGGUUCGGACGCCCGCGCCUCAUUCUCUUCCUCAUUCACUUGUGUCUCUUUCAGAAUGCGUUUCAGCUUGCUUUCUUCGCAUGGAGUGUGUGGAAAAUUGGUCCGAAAUCUUGCUACCAUGACAAAACAGAAGAUAUUGUAAUCAAGAUCACAAUGGGGGUCAUCAUACAAGUUCUAUGCAGUUACGUGACUCUGCCUCUUUAUGCUCUAGUGACACAGAUGGGCUCAAGCAUGAGACCGACGAUCUUUAAUGACCGAGUAGCAGCAGCACUUAAGAAUUGGCAUCAUACAGCAAAGAAACAUGCUAAACACAGCAAGCAUUCUGAGAAUCAUACACCAAUGUCGAGCAGACCAACAACUCCUACAUACGGCAUGUCACCAGUUCAUUUGUUGCAUAACUACCGUAUCAGCACUGCUCCUGAUAGCUCACAAGCUUCUCCAAGGAACUCUAACCAUGGCGCUGAGAAUUGGGAUCCAGAAGCAUUGAAUUCUGUACACAAUCAUGAAGCUGAUGAAGUUGAAAAUUAUGCAAGAACUGUUAGGGAAGAAAAUGUAGCAGCAGUUCCAGAACCAAGCUCAAUGGAAUUGCCUCCAGCCCCAGGUUCCAUACGUACUCAACAUGAAGUUGGCAUUAGCGUACGAGAGUUCACAUUCAGGAAAGGAUAAGGGUCUAAUCAGGCAGAGCAGUGCAUAUAAUGGCAAACUUCCAUGUAUGCACAUCUAUCAAAUAGUUAUGGCAAACUUCCCUGAAGAAGAUUUGUAGUAUAGGAUUCUGCAUUACACCGCUGAAUUUUGUGGUCGUAUGUACACUUUCUGUACAUAAUAAGAACCCAGAAUCCAGAUUUUGUACCAAAAGCAAGACUGCAGAAGCUUGCCUUCUCAGCAACAACAAAAGCUGGGAUGCAUUAGGCACUAGCUCAUUCACACUCAGAAUAUAAUUUUUUUUUUUUUUUUUUGGGUUUCUUUAUCAUUUUUUACAGACAGCAUCUUGUAUUUAUUAUAUUGUAAAGCACAGUUUUUUCAUAUUUUUUUUAAUAAUGUUUCAAGAUUUAAGAUACUACAGUUGCCUUAUGUAUAUAUGCUCAAGUUUGGUAAGAAAAAUUUCCAAUUUCUCAA
Messenger RNA from Ricinus communis (castor bean), 2502 nucleotides. Its product is annotated as MLO-like protein 12. The record is from RefSeq and is a predicted model, not a curated record. The transcript is spliced from 14 exons. Gene Ontology annotation, biological process: defense response. NCBI's taxonomy places the organism in Eukaryota, Viridiplantae, Streptophyta, Magnoliopsida, Malpighiales, Euphorbiaceae. The coding region runs from base 301 to 2052 and encodes 583 amino acids. Gene Ontology annotation, cellular component: membrane.